AGCUCGCUGUUCGCUUCGCUGCCUGACAGCUGCCCUGCCGCCACCAGGCAGUCCCAGCUUCCCCAAACCAGUCUUCUGGCCUCUGUGGCGCCCCAGGCCCGCGGGAUUCAGGGAUUAGGAUCUGGAAGGGUUUGGUCCAAUCCCCUAUCCCUCUCAGCGUCCUGGGCUCACCUCCCCGGCAGCUUAGCGCUCCUCUUCCAAAACUGCUUGCUGUUCUCAGCGGCCAUUGCUCUGGCCGGGGGAAGUCCUUGUAGGCGGGCCAAGGGUUUGCCCGGCGAGAUGCCCCCAGACCCCGCAAUCUGAGGGCCAACCCAGGCCGCUUCCCCGCCGCCGGUCACCCGCUCCCAGCUCCUGGGGACGCCAUCUUGGAUGUGGGCACCCCUCCACCCAGCACCGCUGCCAUUGGUGAGCUGCGCAAGCCGUGGACGGGCCGACCAAUUGGGAGCCGGAAUCCUGCAGGCCGCUGAAGCCGACCGGUAACGUCAGGGGCUGGGCACACAGGUGGACGGGGAAGGCGGAGCUUGGACGAGCCGAGAGGCGGGGCUCAAAGUUCCUACCCGCGAGAGGGAAGAAGCAGGUAAGGAGGUCUCAGCAUGAAACAGCAGCAGUGGUGUGGGAUGACUGCCAAAAUGGGCACCGUGUUGUCAGGGGUCUUCACCAUCAUGGCCGUAGACAUGUAUCUCAUCUUUGAACAGAAGCACCUAGGGAAUGGCAGUUGCACUGAGAUCACACCAAAGUACAGGGGUGCAAGUAACAUCAUAAAUAACUUCAUCAUCUGCUGGAGUUUUAAAAUCGUCCUCUUCCUGUCUUUCAUCACCAUCCUCAUCAGCUGCUUCCUCCUGUACUCAGUGUAUGCCCAGAUCUUCAGGGGCCUGGUCAUCUACAUUGUCUGGAUUUUUUUCUAUGAAACUGCAAACGUCGUAAUACAAAUCCUCACCAACAAUGACUUUGACAUUAAAGAGGUCAGAAUCAUGCGCUGGUUUGGCUUGGUGUCUCGUACAGUCAUGCACUGUUUCUGGAUGUUCUUUGUCAUCAACUAUGCCCACAUAACCUACAAAAACCGGAGCCAGGGCAAUAUAAUUUCCUACAAGAGACGAAUUUCUACAGCGGAGAUUCUCCACAGCAGAAAUAAAAGAUUAUCAAUUUCGAGUGGGUUCAGUGGCUCACACCUGGAAUCCCAGUACUUUGAGAGGCAGAGGUAGGUGGAUCGCCUGAGGUCAGGAGUUCAAGACCAGCCUGGCCUUGGCAGCCAUGGCAAAACCCCGUCUCUACUAAAAAAAAUAGAAAAUUAGCCAGGCGUGGCGGCACACACCUGUAAUCCCAGCCACUUGAGAGGCUGAGACUGGAGAAUCACUUGACCUGGGAGGUGGAGGUUGCAGUGAGCCGAGAUUGCGCCAGUGCACUUCAGCCUGAGUGACAGAGUAAGACUCUGUCCCCCAAAAAAAAAAAAAAAAGUUAGCAGCUUUAUCCACCACUAUAAGCAAUCAUGUUGGCCCUUUUCUUUCCCAUAAGAGGUAGGUCUCUCAGAUUCCCAGGGUAGUUCUAUUUCCUUUUUUCCCCCCACUUUUGCUUAGCAGUUCUGCAAGUAGAGACCCUACUGCCACUCUUUCAGGAGAACAUGAAGAGAAAAUGUGAUUAUAAUCACAACCGGAACAUCCUGCUCAUUGAGGGUAUUUAGUUAAAGGAUAUUGUGAUUUAUCAAAACUUCUGUGAACUCACCUUUCUACCACCUGAUUGGUCAAAAUGAAUGGAAUAAGAUGAAGCUGAAUUGCAGUAGGGCAAUCCUUUUUUCUUGGCAUCUUCAUUAGCCUUCAACCCACAACUCUUUAAUUUAACCCUGGGAUAAGCAAAUCUGUAUUUAUACCAGAUUUUUGCAGCACAAAGGAUACUGUUGGCCCUGGGGUGGGUUUGUGCUAUGAUUUCCCCACUGUGUCUUCUGUUUUAUUCCAGAUAAGAAAAAGAAUAAAAAUAGAGAAAAUUCAUCCUUCAAUUUAUGUCUCGAAUUUCCCCACCCUUUCCAAAUUUGUCAAGGAGUGUGAAAGGCACUUCCUUAAUCAAAGAUAUAUGUUAAACAUACUUCUGUAUCUGUUGCUGUGCUGUACUCUGUAGUGUGAACACUGUACUGAACAUUGUGUAUAUACUGUAUACAAAAAUGUGUAAGAUAUGAAUGACUAUGAGAAUUUUGUAGUUUAGUGGAAGAAAGUAAAUUAUUGUUUAUGAAUCAAUUAGCCAAUCAUAUAAGACAGUAUAUGAUUACAUACUAUCACAAAUAAACAGACAUCACUUUGCAUUCAGGUCCAGAGACUGUAUGAAGCACAUUUUUUAUUUUUGAGACCGAGUCUGGCUCUGUCGCCCAGGCCAGAGUGCAAUGGUGCGACCUCGGCUCACUGCAACCCCCGCCUCCCGGGUUUAAGCGAUUCUCCAGCUUCAGCCUCCUGAAUAGCUGGGAUUACAGGCACAGGCCACCAUGCCUGGCUAAUUUUUGUAUUUUUAGUAGAGACGGGGUUUCCCCAUGUUGGUCAGGCUGGUAUUGAAUUCCUGACCUUAGGUGAUCCACUUGCCUCAGCCUCCCAAAGUGCUGGGAGUACAGGUGUGAGUCACCCACUGCUGCUAUAAUAACUGAGUAAUUUAUAAAGAGCUGAGAUUUAUUUUCUCACACUUUUGGAGGCUAGAAGUUCAAUAUCAAGGUGCCAGUAGGUUUGGUGUCUGGUAAGGGCCUGCUCUCUUUGCUUCUAAGAUGGUGCAAACACUGUCCUUACAUGGCAGAAGGGAUGGAGAGGCAAAAGAAACUAGCUAGUUCCCUCCUGUCCCUUUAUAAGGUCACUUAUUCCAUUCAUGAGGGCUCUGCCCCUAUGAUUCAAUCACCUCCUAAAGGCCCCAUCUUUUAAUGCUGUUGCAUUAGGGAUUAAGUUUCAACAUGAAUUUUGAAGGGGACAGUCAAACCACAGCACUCACCAUUUGGCAAGCUGUCCUUGUCAUUGUCUUCCCCGCUCCCAUCCUCAGGGCUCUCCUGCCUCUGUGCUCCUCGCCUCAGAGGAUGGGCUGUCCUCCAUCCAGGUGCUCAUCCCAGACUCCUUCUUCCACAGCCCCAGGCCCCAAAUCUGUCCCCCAACAUCCCUCUGCUGCCUUACUUCACCUUAUUUCCUUCCAUAGCCUCUCAACUGCUCUGCCUACCUCCACCUUUGCUCCCUUUCUGACCCAUGGCCCUCACAGCAGCAAGAAAGAUUUUUCUAAAAUGCAAAUCGGGCCAGGCGCAGGGGCUCACGUCUGUAAUCCCAAUACUUUUGGAGGCCAAAGCGGGCGGAUCACUUGAGGUCAGGAGUUCAAGACCAGCCUGGCCAACAUGGUGAGACCCCUUCUCUACUAAAACUACCAAAAUUAGGCGGGUAUAGUGGCAGGCACCUGUAAUCCCAGCUACUCGGGAGGCUGAGGCAGGAGAAUUGCUUGAACUUGGGAGAUGGAGGUUGCAGUGAGCCAUAAUUGCACCACUGCACUGCAGCCUGGGCAACAGAGUGAGACUUUGUCUCAAAAAUAAAUAAAUAAAUAAAUAAAAUUCAAAUCUGA
Homo sapiens (human) is the source of this 3564-nucleotide messenger RNA. It is a transcript of the gene TMEM217, whose product is annotated as transmembrane protein 217. Bases 594 to 1202 code for a protein of 202 amino acids. The transcript is spliced from 2 exons. The record is from RefSeq and is marked validated. Lineage: Eukaryota; Metazoa; Chordata; Mammalia; Primates; Hominidae.